AUGAUCCCAUCAUGGUCCUGGAUUAUGCCUGUCUCAGUGGCCUUCUCCAUAUUCGGUUCUCUCAAUGGUGGUAUGUUUAUGCUCGGGAGGUUAAAUUAUGCCGGCAGCAAAGAAGGACAUUUGCCGUCACUCAUCUCCAUGCUCCAUGUCCAUUACUUGACUCCAGCUCCAGCGAUGAUUAUCUCCACACUGAUAGGAUGCAUAUUUGUCAUACCUUCCGACCUUCUCUCAUUAACUAAUUACUUCAGCUUUUGUUCGUGGCUCCUAAUUGGACUAACUUGUGCUAGCCUGAUUGUUCUUCGCUUCAGGGAGCCCAACUUGGAGCGUCCUUACAAGGUGAGAUAAA
Staurois parvus is the source of this 346-nucleotide messenger RNA. The record is from the annotation of a GenBank genome assembly. Lineage: Eukaryota; Metazoa; Chordata; Amphibia; Anura; Ranidae.